Molecule: messenger RNA, 999 nt
Organism: Caenorhabditis remanei
Lineage: Eukaryota; Metazoa; Nematoda; Chromadorea; Rhabditida; Rhabditidae
Exons: 3
Coding region: 1-999 (332 amino acids)
Biological process (GO): embryo development
Molecular function (GO): protein binding
Source: RefSeq, a predicted model, not a curated record
AUGCCAGCUCUUCCGAUUCUUAAACUUCCGAUCAUCGUUUUGAUGAAAAUUCUGAGAACAAUCGAUAUUGACACAGUAUUCCCCAUCUCAUUAUGCUCUCGUAAAAUGUAUCACCUCGUUAAAAACUUUCGAGAUAAAACAAUUCCACUCAAACUCAGAAUUGACGGGGAAGAUUCGAGAGUAGAGGUAGUGAACAAUUACUACCACGGCGUUUACGUGAUGUCUAUAGAAAAAGAAAAGUCUGGAAAUCUCGAACGAGUGAAUAUCAGUGAUCACCUGGUACCCAUUGAUCGUUCUAGAAAACACCACCAUGUCUGGGAAACCUAUUGGGAUGAUAAGAUGAAGGGACUACAAUCAGUAAUGGAGUAUCUAUCGGAUCUUUUUGAAAUUAAGAAAGUUACUACAAUUUUUGUAUCCCCGGAUACAAUGAAAUUCCUAAAUGUGCUUAAGGAGAGACAGGGGAAUGAUUAUGAACUCAUUAUAAAUCAAUGCAAUGGAUUAAGUGAAAAAGAAUCUCAUUUCCUUUUGGAGAAUUACCCUGCAAAAAUAUUAAGAAUAGCGGGAUUACCGGACAACUUUCCAAUCGGAAAAUACCUUCAAACUAUCGACACACUAUGUGUUGGCUCAAAAGUAUCGAUCACUCUCGACGAUCUACUUAACAUGAACUGUGUGGAUCUAUUAUUAUCGAAAAAUCGUUUCACUAGCACUGAAAUCAAACGGAUCCUUCAGCAUUGGGCUAUCGGAGGGUUCCCUCGACUCAAGUAUCUCAGUUUAUGGGUUUCAGACUUGAAUAUAGAAGACGUAUUUGGAGAGUUGACUCACACUCGGAUGACGGAAAAGAGAGAGUAUAAGUCAAAGAGUGUACUUUCCACCACUUUCAAUGAUCGAGAUCAUCUCAUUACCCGGAAUGAUGGUGUCGUCGCUUCUUUUCAAUAUGACAAACAAUACAGAAGAGUUCAAUUUGGUGUCUGGCCGGAUUCGGAGGGAAAUGAAUACUAA